Molecule: messenger RNA, 6632 nt
Organism: Felis catus (domestic cat)
Lineage: Eukaryota; Metazoa; Chordata; Mammalia; Carnivora; Felidae
Gene: PDGFRA
Product: platelet derived growth factor receptor alpha
Exons: 23
Coding region: 400-3669 (1089 amino acids)
Biological process (GO): protein phosphorylation; embryonic cranial skeleton morphogenesis; platelet-derived growth factor receptor signaling pathway
Cellular component (GO): signaling receptor complex
Molecular function (GO): ATP binding; platelet-derived growth factor alpha-receptor activity; platelet-derived growth factor binding
Source: RefSeq, a predicted model, not a curated record
AGGAGAGAGGGCGCCAGCCCCGCAGUGCGCUGGCGUUGCGCGCCCUAGCGCGGGGGCGAAGGCGGCGCGGGCGGGCGGGCAGACGGUCUGGAGUAAUGACAAACACAUUUGGCCCCGAGUGAAGAAGUCGUCGUCGCCUCGCAUUCCAGCAAGUGGGAUUUGAGGAAUUUAGAACUGCGCUCCAAGGGGCCCUCCUCGUGCGCUGUGGUCCCCACCCCCACUCGUCUCUGCGCGCCCCCUUUCCUCGGUGGAAUCAUUUUUGGAAAGCCCGGGGCUCUGCUGCUGCCCAGUCCCAGCCACAGGAAGGAAAAAAGGAAGAUUGCCAGAGAAGUGCAGAACUUCUGGGGAAGUUAGGGACGACUUGGAAGGGAGAGAUUUGGUUCCCAGUUUUCCAGAAUUAUGGGGACUUCCCACCUGGCGCUCCUGGUGUUAGUCUGUCUCCUCACAGGACCGAGCCUAAUCUCCUGCCAGCUUUCAUUACCCUCUAUCCUUCCAAACGAAAAUGAAAAGGUCGUGCAGCUGAAUUCCUCCUUUUCUCUGCGAUGCUUUGGGGAGAGUGAAGUGAGCUGGCAGUACCCCAUGUCUGAAGAAGAGAACCCCAAUGUGGAAGUCAGAAAUGAAGAAAACAACAGUGGCCUUUUUGUGACGGUGCUGGAAGUGGUCAAUGCGUCGGCGGCCCACACGGGACUGUACACUUGCUAUUACAACCACACUCAGACGGACGAAAACGAGAUCGAAGGCAGGCGCAUUUACAUCUAUGUCCCAGACCCAGACGUAGCCUUCGUACCUCUAGGAAUGACAGAUUAUUUAGUUAUCGUGGAGGACGAUGACUCUGCCAUCAUACCUUGUCGCACAACUGAUCCCAAGACUCCGGUUACCUUACGCAGCAGUGACGGGGUGGUACACGCCUCCUAUGACAGCAGACAGGGCUUUAAUGGGACCUUCAGCGUCGGGCCCUAUAUCUGCGAAGCCACAGUCAGCGGGAAGAAGUUCCAGACCAUCCCAUUUAAUGUUUACGCUUUAAAAGCAACAUCAGAACUUGAUCUUGAAAUGGAAGCUCUCAAAACUGUCUAUAAGUCAGGGGAGACGAUUGUGGUCACCUGCGCCGUCUUUAACAACGAGGUGGUUGACCUUCAGUGGACUUACCCUGGAGAAGUGAAAGGCAAAGGCAUCACGAUGCUGGAGGAGAUCAAGGUCCCGUCCAUCAAACUGGUUUACACUCUGACGGUCCCCGAGGCCACGGUGAAGGAUAGUGGAGAUUAUGAAUGUGCUGCCCGCCAGGCCACCAAGGAGGUCAAAGAGAUGAAGAAAGUCACCAUUUCCGUCCAUGAGAAAGGGUUCAUUGAAAUCAAACCCAACUUCAGCCCGUUGGAGGCUGUCGACCUGCAUGAAGUCAAACAUUUCGUGGUGGACGUGCAGGCCUACCCGCCUCCCAGGAUAUCCUGGCUGAAGGACAACCUGACUCUGAUUGAAAAUCUCACGGAGAUCACCACCGACAUAGAAAAGAUUCAGGAAGUAAGGUAUCGAAGCAAAUUAAAGCUGAUCCGUGCGAAGGAAGAAGACAGUGGCCAUUACACUAUUGUCGUCCAAAAUGAAGACGACGUGAAGAGCUAUACUUUCGAACUCUUAACGCAAGUUCCUUCGUCUAUUCUGGACUUGGUCGACGACCACCAUGGCUCCACCGGGGGACAGACUGUGAGAUGCACAGCAGAAGGGACACCUCUUCCUGAUAUCGAGUGGAUGAUUUGCAAGGAUAUUAAGAAAUGUAAUAACGAAACUUCAUGGACGGUUUUGGCGAACAACAUCUCGAACAUCAUCACGGAAGUCCACCGCCGGGACAGGAGUACUGUGGAGGGCCGAGUGACGUUCACCAGAGUGGAGGAGACCAUCGCCGUUCGAUGCCUGGCCAAGAAUCUUCUUGGAGCCGAGAACCGAGAGCUGAAGCUGGUGGCUCCCACGCUGCGUUCUGAACUCACAGUGGCGGCUGCAGUCCUGGUCCUGCUGGUGAUUGUGAUCAUCUCCCUCAUUGUCCUGGUCGUCAUUUGGAAACAGAAACCGAGGUAUGAAAUUCGUUGGAGGGUCAUUGAAUCGAUCAGCCCCGAUGGACAUGAAUAUAUUUACGUGGACCCGAUGCAGCUGCCUUAUGACUCUAGAUGGGAGUUUCCAAGAGAUGGACUAGUGCUUGGUCGUAUCCUGGGAUCUGGUGCGUUCGGGAAAGUGGUCGAAGGAACUGCCUAUGGAUUGAGCCGGUCCCAGCCUGUCAUGAAAGUAGCAGUAAAGAUGCUAAAACCCACAGCCAGAUCCAGUGAAAAACAAGCUCUCAUGUCGGAACUGAAGAUAAUGACUCACCUGGGGCCCCAUUUAAACAUUGUGAACUUGCUGGGGGCCUGCACCAAGUCAGGCCCUAUUUACAUCAUCACGGAGUACUGCUUCUAUGGGGAUUUGGUCAACUAUUUGCAUAAGAAUAGGGACAGCUUCCUGAGCCGACACCCAGAGAAGCCAAAGAAAGAGUUGGACAUUUUUGGGCUGAACCCUGCUGAUGAAAGCACACGGAGUUACGUUAUUUUAUCUUUUGAAAACAAUGGUGACUAUAUGGACAUGAAGCAAGCGGAUACCACACAGUACGUCCCCAUGCUGGAAAGGAAAGAGGUUUCUAAAUACUCGGACAUCCAGAGAUCGCUGUAUGAUCGCCCGGCCUCGUAUAAGAAGAAAUCUACGUCAGACUCGGAAGUCAAAAACCUCCUCUCGGACGAUAACUCAGAAGGCCUGACUCUGCUGGAUUUGUUGAGCUUUACCUAUCAAGUGGCGCGAGGGAUGGAAUUUUUGGCUUCCAAAAAUUGUGUCCACCGGGACCUGGCUGCUCGCAACGUCCUCCUGGCGCAAGGGAAAAUCGUGAAGAUCUGUGACUUCGGCCUGGCCAGGGACAUCAUGCACGAUUCAAACUACGUGUCCAAAGGCAGCACCUUUCUCCCCGUGAAGUGGAUGGCUCCUGAGAGCAUCUUCGACAACCUCUACACCACGCUGAGUGACGUCUGGUCUUACGGCAUUCUGCUCUGGGAGAUCUUUUCCCUUGGGGGCACCCCGUACCCUGGCAUGAUGGUGGAUUCCACUUUCUACAACAAGAUCAAGAACGGGUACCGGAUGGCCAAGCCUGACCACGCCACCAGCGAAGUCUAUGAAAUCAUGGUCAAGUGCUGGCACAGUGAGCCGGAGAAGAGACCCUCCUUUUACCACCUGAGUGAGAUUGUGGAGAAUCUGUUGCCGGGACAAUAUAAGAAGAGCUACGAAAAGAUUCACCUGGACUUCUUGAAGAGCGACCACCCUGCCGUGGCACGCAUGCGCGUGGACUCGGACAACGCCUACAUCGGCGUCACCUACAAACACGAGGAAGACAAGCUGAAGGACUGGGAAGGCAGCCUGGACGAGCAGAGGCUGAGUGCAGACAGCGGCUACAUCAUCCCUCUGCCCGACAUCGACCCUGUUCCUGAGGAGGAGGACCUGGGCAAGAGGAACAGACACAGCUCACAGACCUCAGAAGAGAGCGCCAUUGAGACAGGUUCCAGCAGCUCUACCUUCGUCAAGAGAGAGGAUGAAACCAUCGAGGACAUCGACAUGAUGGAUGACAUUGGCAUAGACUCCUCAGACCUGGUAGAGGACAGCUUCCUGUGACUGGCAGAUUCAGGGGGUACCUUCCACUCUUGGAGCCACCUUGGAUCCCUUUAAGAAAACCACUUUAUUGCAAUGCAAAGUUGGGGAGGAGGACUUGGACGAUGUGUAAAGAGAAGUUCCCAGCCAAGGGCCUCAGGGAGCCUUCUAAAUAUGGAUGAAUGGGAUAUUUCGGAAUGAACUGUCUUAGCGUUGCCCUUGCAAUGCUUUAGUAGCAUCUCAGCGGUGUGUGAAGUUUGGAGAUAGAUGGACAAAGAAAUAAUAGGCCACGGAAGGUGAACUUUGUGUUUCAAGGGCAUUGGUGAGAGUCCAACAUACACGAUUUUUAUUUACGAGAAAACUCCAGCAUUGUAAUUAUGUAAAUAACUCUAACUGAGGGUGUGUUUAGAUUUCUAUUAACUGCUCUGGACUUCUGAAGAGACCACUCAACCCAUCCAUGUACUUCCUGCUUGAAACCUGGUAUCAGUUGCCUUUGAACUUUCCUGGGAAGUACAUGCAAAACCACUUUUGAACCUUAAAAGGUACUGGUACUAUAGCAUCUUACCUUUUUUUUUUUUUUUUUUUUUUUAGUGUUAAAGAGAUAAAGAAUAAUAAUUAACCAAUCUUGUUUACUAGAUUUGGGUCAUUUAGAAGCCCAGCCACUCAUUUUCAUAUUGUAAUCUACUGUUAUCAGUAAUGCUACAUGUGUAAUGUGUAACACGUUUUCCCUACAGAGAAAGCACAAUUUAAAAAAAAAAAAAGAUUCUUACUAAGUAGGCGACAAGUUUGACAGUUUGUGACAUUUAUAUCAAAUAACCGAUGUUUCUCUAUAAAAUAUGGUAAUAGCUUUAGUGGAUUAAAUUUAGUUGAACAUAGAGAACAGUAAAAGUAGUGUCUUCCAGGAAGUCAGUGUUUUUAACUGUGUGCCGAAUAGGUUCCCUAAUCCGUUGUACUAAAAACAAUUAACUGCCCUCUGAAGUAAUGGGAUUUGAAAGAAACAAAACCCCGAAAUCCUAAAUGUUCGCAAUCUAAAGGCAUAAGCCUGUGCCUAACAUGACUUGUCAUGUUACUACCCAGUGGAAAAUACAAUCAUCGGUGAAAAGACUGGAUUUGCAGAGGCCGUUUUCAUGCUUGGCGAUAACUUUGGUGGAUCCCCAAAUCUGUGUUUUUAAAAUUUUACAAACCCUAGAAGGGUCAGAAGGAUGCCUGGAAUAUCAGCCCCCUUUCUUUCAUCUCAUACCCCAAAGAGAAAUAGUUUGAAACUGUGAGAACAUAAAGGCAUUAUUUAAUGAGUACUGCAUGCGCAUUAGCCUGGAUCCUUGUUUCCCAAAUGGGAUCGCACCUGGGAACACCAGAUUCUAGGUCCCCACCCCAGAUCUUCUGAAUUAUUAAGUCUGGUCAGGAGUAGGAACCUGUCUUUUUAUAAACUCCCUGGCUGUUUUGAUUAGCCAGGUUUGGGCAACACCAGCUUAGGGUACAGGAAGUUGCCAUGGGACACAGAUAAUUUGAAAUUUGGAACUAGGCUAGAAGUCAGCCAUGCAGGAAGCCUACCAGUUAAGUCCUUGGCUUUGGGUCAGUGACGUUUAAGGCCAUAUAUGUGGCAAUUGCUGCCCUUAAUUUAACUUUCCAGUCUUAGCUGAGGCUGCGAAAGCAAAACCUUGGUUUAGCAGGUCUUUCCAAAAGUAAAGACAUUGCUCCCUACUGCAUGGGGGACCUGAACUUGCCACCCAACCCCGCCCCCAGCCCCCCAGAGGCAUGUACAGAAAUGAUGCGAUUCAGAGUGCCAGGUCUCUGUAUAACCAGGUUAAUAUUUUGGUGAAAACAAACAAACAAACAAAAAACUAAAAAGUUGUGCUGAAAUUUUGGGGUGACAUAGCAGGACACAUUGUCACCUCCAUCCAAACUGUCAGACGGGUUGGGGUGGGUUCAUUGGCAUUCUCUGCACUACUGCUUAAUUGCUGACACCGUAUGAAUGAAACAUGGGCUGUGAUUGCCGCAAUCACCGUCCGUGCUCCUUGGAAGAAGUAGCAGCAGAAACAAGGUACUUGACUACCUAGUGGUAUAAUCUCAGUGCAAGCCCCAACUUUCUUACCCACCUUUUUCAUACCAAGUGUGAAGACUGAGCCAGAUUGGCCAAUUAAAAAAGAAAAUCUGACUAGGUUCUGUAGAGCCAAUUAGACUUGAAAUACAUUUGUGUUUCUAGAAUCACAGCCCAAGCAUUCUGUUUAUCGCUCACUCUCCCUUGUACAGCCUUCUUUUGUUGGUGCUUUGCAUUUUGAUGUUCCUUUGAAUUUUGUGUGACAUCAUGGGGCUGGAUGAAAAUUCUCAGACAAGCAGGUUCCAGUCCUAAUGAAUACUCCCACCUAAGUUUUUGUGUGACUGCAUCUUAUUUUUUUUUAACAGUAUUUUCAUUGUAUCACAGACUUGUUUCCUUUUUGGCCUCCUGCAAAAUCCCCAGAUGAAAAUUUGCCAAUCCUUCCUGCUUUCUGUUUUUAUGAAGACAAUCAAAGCUGGCCUGAGAAACACAAUUUGUGACUUUUUUUUUUAAAUGAUCAGUGAUGUCCUUAAAAUGUGGUCUGCCAAUCUGUACAAACGGUCCUAUUUUUGUGAAGAGGGACGUGACAUAAAAUGAUGUUAUACAUCAAUAUGUAUAUAUGUAUUUCUUUAUAGACUUGGAGAAUACUGCCAAAACAUUUAUGACAAGCUGUAUCACUGCCUUUGUUUAUAUUUUUUUGACUGUGAUAUUCCCCACAGGCACAUUAACUGUUGCACUUUUGAAUGUCCAAAAUUUAUAUUUUAGAAAAAUAAAGAGAAAAAUACAUAAGUGUUUCCAAAACAGUGGUGUGGUGAAUGUUUGUGAAGUAACUCAAUAGGUAGGGUCUACUGAUAAAAAAUGUAUUACAGAACGCCCCGUUCGUGGUUUUGUUUUAAAACAUGUAAAUGAAGAUCUUUAUAUUUCAAUAAAUGAUAUAUAUAAUUUAAAGUUA